AUGGGUUUGGUGGACUUGCCAAUUACUGACCGUAAGUUUACAUGGUUCAGAGGACAAUCCUGUAGCCUUAUUGAUAGAGCUUUAGUUAGUUUGGAAUGGCUUGAGGCAUUUCCAGAGACUCACUUGAGAGGUGGUCCAUGGGGAUCGUCUAAUCACUGCCCUAUUAUAAUGGAAGAUAAGAGGCUAAGGAAUGGAUCGAGACCGUUCCGAAGUCUACAUUCGUGGUUUACUCAUGAAGAAUUUCUAAGAAUGGUGAAGGAGGAAUGGCGAGGGUUAGGAGAGGUACAAUUCACCGAUAAACUCAAGGCGUUGAUGAGUCCAUUGGGAAGAUGGCAUAGAGACAACUUUGGGGAUAUGGACAAGAAAAUUAUGAAGUUUGAGGAAGAGAUUAAGAAGAUUGAAGACAUGGUCGGUAAUGGGCCGUAUGAUGGGACAAUGGAAGCAAGAAGGAGGGCACUAGUUACUUGUUGCAAGAAAUGGUGUGUGAGGAAAGAACUACAUUGGAAGCAGAUGUUGAGGUCGAGGCAUGCGAGGGACAUGGAUAAAAACACGAGAUAUUUCCACAACUUAGCUUCUGCAAGAAAGAGGAAUAAUAAGAUUGAUGCUCUGGUUAUUAAUGGAAGAUUGACAAGGAAUCAAGCUAGGAUUAAGAUUACUAUCACGAAAUUUUAUAAGGACUUAUAUCAUCAAGAGAAGUCGCCUAUGGUGGGUUUCAGAGAUAGUCUAGUGGAAAGGAUUAGCGAGGAGGAUGCUCUGGCUCUAGAGAUGUUACCGACACCUCAGGAGGUUAGAGAGACAGUGUGGGAUUGCGAAUCUUCCAAGGCUUCAGGAAGUGAUGGCUACAACAUGAAUUUCAUUAAGAAGUGUUGGAGUGUUGGGAUGAAAUCGGCUCGGAGUUCACAACAGCGAAGAUGGGAUCUAGACGAAGAUGGAGGGGUGGGUUAUGGAGUGUAUCAGUACGUGCUCUAUGUCAAUAUUGAUAAAUGGUUCGCCAUCCAAGCCGUUCAAGAUGGAAAGGGGCCUGCGACAAGGUGA
Arachis duranensis is the source of this 1035-nucleotide messenger RNA. RefSeq lists its product as uncharacterized. The record is from RefSeq and is a predicted model, not a curated record. Bases 1 to 1035 code for a protein of 344 amino acids. Lineage: Eukaryota; Viridiplantae; Streptophyta; Magnoliopsida; Fabales; Fabaceae. The transcript has 2 exons.